Theileria parva strain Muguga is the source of this 925-nucleotide messenger RNA. It is a transcript of the gene GUK1, whose product is annotated as guanylate kinase. The transcript has a single exon. The coding region runs from base 331 to 912 and encodes 193 amino acids. Gene Ontology annotation, biological process: purine nucleotide metabolic process. Gene Ontology annotation, cellular component: cytosol. Lineage: Eukaryota; Apicomplexa; Aconoidasida; Piroplasmida; Theileriidae. The record is from RefSeq and is a predicted model, not a curated record. Gene Ontology annotation, molecular function: GMP kinase activity.
UAUCAGUUCACUGUUUUCGCCCAAAUUUACCCCUUUUGUACUUUAAUUUAUUAUUUUUAAUGUUUUAUAUUAAUUUUUUCUCAAAUUUAACGAAAUUUUUAUUUUCCGAAUUGUUUCCAAAUUACGCCCCUUUACCCCUAAUUUUAACCCUUUAGCCCUAAUUUUAUCCCUUUUAUACACUAAUUUACCUCGUAAUAUUAGUGUUAAAGUUAAUAUUUUUACUAUAUAAAUUUCAGUUUUUACACAUAGUCCACAAUAUCACCCCUGUCAACAGUAAUAAUUGUGUAUUCACUGUCAAUAGUGUUUUAAGAGUGUCGGUGGUGUUGUCGGAUGUCGGAGGAUUUACCGAUUUUGGUGAUUGUGGGCCCUUCUGGUUCUGGUAAGACAACGUUGAAUGCGAGGUUAAUUGAGGAUUACCCCCAGGUAUUUGAGAACUCAAUUAGUUAUACAAGCCGUGCAAUGCGUCCGAAUGAGCGUGACGGGGUGCAUUAUAACUUUGUGUCUAAGGAGGAAUUUGAUCAAAUGUACGUCGACGGCGAGUUUGUGGAGUUUACAACUUUCGUGGGAUUUCAGUAUGGAACAGCCCGAUCAGAGCUGGAACGGAUACAAAAACUAGGCAAAGUCCCGGUACUGGAAAUUGAUAUUAAAGGCUACAAACAACUGUUAGAUGCAAAUUUGAGGUUAAAGGGCGUGUUUAUUGAGCCACCAGGACUUGAAAUCUUAAGGGAAAGGUUAAUUAAAAGAGGUUGCAACACUGAGGAAUCGAUAAAUAAAAGAGUUGAAAGAGCUAAUCAGGAACUUGAAGAGUCAAGGGAUUGCUACUUCGAUGCCAGACUACCAAACGAAGAUCUGGACGUUGCAUACAAGGAAUUUGUUAAUGUCCUCUCACAGUGGUAUCACAUCAAACCAUAAUUUUUACACCCAU